This is a messenger RNA of Sphaeramia orbicularis (orbiculate cardinalfish), 759 nucleotides long. Its product is annotated as protein Hikeshi-like. Lineage: Eukaryota; Metazoa; Chordata; Actinopteri; Kurtiformes; Apogonidae. Gene Ontology annotation, biological process: protein import into nucleus. Gene Ontology annotation, molecular function: nuclear import signal receptor activity; Hsp70 protein binding. Gene Ontology annotation, cellular component: cytosol; nucleus. The record is from RefSeq and is a predicted model, not a curated record.
UGUCGCGUCGGCGGCAUGUUCGGCUGCCUGGUGGCCGGGCGGCUGGUGCACGACUCGGUGCAGGUGUCCUCGGAUAAGUUCGUGUUCACGCUCCCGGACUAUGAGAACGUGAACCACGUGGUGGUGUUCAUGCUGGGCACGGUGCCGUUCCCCGCCGGGAUGGGCGGGGCCGUGUACUUCUCGUUCCCGGACCCGGUGAGCGGCGGCCCGGUGUGGCAGCUGCUCGGCUUCAUCACUAACGACAAACCCAGCGCCAUCUUCCGGAUCUCGGGGCUGAAGGCCGGGGAGGGCGGGGCGCACCCCUUCGGCUCCGUGGCCCCGGCGGCCUCGGCCUCCGUGGCGCAGGUCGGGGUGUCCGUGGAGGCCCUGGACCAGCUGGCCCAGCAGACCCCGGUGUCCGGCGCCGCCGUGUCCACGGUGGACUCCUUCCUCCACUUCACCCAGAAGAUGCUUGACAGCCUCUUCAACUUCGCCGCGUCCUUCGCGGUGACGCAGGCGCAGAUGAACCCGAACCCGACCGAGACCUUCAUCCCGUCCAGCUGCGUCCUCCGCUGGUACGAGAACUUCCAGAGGCGCCUGGCCCAGAACCCGAACUUCUGGAAGACCUGAGGGACCAGACGACACCCCGAGACCAAAGAGGAGGCCGAACCGGUGCGCAGAGUCCGAGACCGAGACCCGUGAACCGGACCAAGGACUGUGUAGAACCUGAACCAGGUGGAUCCACUGAGAUAGAGCUUUUGUUUUGUUUUUCUGUAUUAA